This is a messenger RNA of Setaria italica (foxtail millet), 1813 nucleotides long. RefSeq names its product protein GLUTAMINE DUMPER 4-like. The transcript has a single exon. The coding region runs from base 339 to 749 and encodes 136 amino acids. The record is from RefSeq and is a predicted model, not a curated record. Gene Ontology annotation, biological process: regulation of amino acid export. Lineage: Eukaryota; Viridiplantae; Streptophyta; Magnoliopsida; Poales; Poaceae.
CUGGCCUCCUGGCUCCUGCCAAUCUGCAGCCGCCCUCCCCUCCCCUCCCCUCUCCUCCCUGCAGCGUGCGCCGUGCGCGUGCGGCAUGCAGCUGGCCACCAUACCACCGCAGAGAAACCGGAAGCUACUACCAGCCGCCGCAGAACCAUCACCGCAGCACCUGACCUGUCACCUGUGGCAGGCAACCAGCCCCUUUAUAUACCCUCCCACCUCUUUCGACUCUUUCCAUCACUCGCUCCAUUACCAGCUUGCCGAGCAGCAGCCGUUCCCACCGCACCCGCAGAAGCUUCUUCUGAUAAAGAUAAAGAAGCGAGAGAGAUAGAAGGAGAGGGAGAGAGAUGAGACCAGAGAGAGGAGGAGGUGGGGGAGGUGUGGCGGCGGAGCUAAUGGCGGGCGGCGGCGGCGGCGGCGCGCGGCCGGGCCUGUGGCGGACGCCGACGCCGUACCUCUUCCUGGGCUUCGCCUUCAUGAUGGGCCUCAUCGCGGUAGCGCUGCUCGUGCUCAUCUGCACGCGCCGCAAGUCCUCGCGGCGGCGCGGGUCGGGCGAGGGCCUCGGGAACCAGGCCGCGUCGUCCUCCGCCCGGGCGCUCGCGCCGCUCGACCGGGAGCCCAAGAUCGUCGUCAUCAUGGCUGGCGACGAUUUACCGUCCUUCCUCGCCAGCGCCAAGCCCCUCGCCCCCGCCCCGGCCACACGCGGCGGUGGCGCCGAGGCGCCCGCGCCUGAGGGCGGCGCCGCCGCGGACGUGUAGGCUCUCGCGGCUACGCCUGUGUGCGCGCGCGAAGCCGGGAACACCCGCGUGGCCAAGGGAGCGGCGACGCGGGGCCAAUUUUGUCGACGGAUUUUCCUUUGUUUUUUUUUUCUGGUUGAGGAUUUAUUUGGAGCUUGGUGGCGUCAGCCAUGAAAGCGCCCGGCCGCCGGCGGCUCUGAAAUCUGUAAAACGGUUUCAACGAAUUUCGGUUUGUUUCGGCAAGCCUUUGGUCUUCUGGAUGUACUCCGUAGCUUCAUUGCUUCAAGGAUUACGUACAGCUACUUGGCUGCGUUCACCUGGAACCCAUCGAUUUCUUUGGCUUGUUUUGCACGCAAUUUUCUUCUGCGUCGUCAUGCUUGUUCUCGUAACACCUAUCGAUCUUUGACCAUGGUUCCAUACUCUUGCUCCUGCACGGGCUCAAGAACCCGAGAUCAUCACAUUGAUGACAGCUGACGAGUCUCUCUCUUUCCCCGAGUCGAGCGCACUGACCACCCCCCUGCAAUGACUGUCAAGACUAGCAUCUGCGCAUCGGCCGUCACCGUCCAAAUCUUGGAAGAACAAAGUCCGCGACACCAACCAAAUCGAUGUCCCGGAAGAAAUCCGCAACUGAUGAACCCGCCACCAGCCCGGAACAAAGCCCCACGGAAGGGGGAUCCAGUUCCCCCUCAGACACAUCAAAGGGGAAAACAAACCUCCGACUUGCAGCACCAGGAACAUCGCCGGAGCUGCACCGGAAUAUAGACAUCCUCGCCGCCGAACGCGGGAAGCCGCCGCCGCCGAGGAACAAAAGGCCCCACGCGAGCUCGUCACCAUGGGGAAAACCUAACUACACCUAGAACUAAACUACCCUAGGCUAGUAUAGACAGCCGGCGGUCGAUUCCCCGCUCCCCUUCUUCUCCGGCGCCGGAGAGGUCACCGGAGAAGAGGGGAGCCGCCGGAAUCAACCCCGGAUCGGGUUUCACCUCUCCUGUCGCCCCUCUCGACUGUAGCUUGCACAUAGGAGUAGUUUCCUCUUGUACUUGGCUAUAGAAUCAGCUUUGUAUGAAAGUACUAAUAAAUACAAA